Capronia coronata CBS 617.96 is the source of this 795-nucleotide messenger RNA. RefSeq lists its product as uncharacterized. The transcript has a single exon. The record is from RefSeq and is a predicted model, not a curated record. NCBI's taxonomy places the organism in Eukaryota, Fungi, Ascomycota, Eurotiomycetes, Chaetothyriales, Herpotrichiellaceae. The coding region runs from base 1 to 795 and encodes 264 amino acids.
AUGCCGGGCCCUCACAAGUGCAACGAGUGCACUGCGGAAUACACCACCCCGCGUGCGCUCCGGGAGCACAACAAGUGCAAACAUCAGGGCCAGAAAUACCGCUGCCCCUAUUGCAGCAGGGAGUGCAACGAUGCCUCCGACAACAGCAGGCACAAAAAAGCGUGCAAGCUGCGACCGGCCGCCGUGGCAGUCCACAAAUACGUCUGCGCGUGGCACUCGUGCACGCAUAGCGGCGACCGCAACGACAACGUUGCGAGGCACAUGAAAGCAUGUGCCUUGAAACCUGCCAACUUGGUAGGUACGAAACGGCCUAUCAAGGUCCAUUCCCGAGACUUGGUUGACAGCGAAAUCCCCGACGUCAGCCAUCUGCAGGUUGGGGCGCCCCUGCCCCCAUUGGAGCGAGCGGAAGAGCCAAUGGCUUUUCCUGGAGGGUUGAAUGGAGCUCAGUACGCUCCAGUCCAAUACGCUCCGCUUGUCGACGCUGAGGAGGACGUGAUGGUCCCUCCCAUGGCCCUUGCGUCCUCCUUACUGGAGAACGCCAAUGACUGGACAGCACCCGAAGAUCCUGUCCUCCAGGAACUCGCCGGCGGCUUCCCUGGUUUCGAUCAGGGAGCAGGCCUCGCCGCAGAGGCAACGGCCAUUCCAUCUCAAUCCAAUGAGAUGGUCUUUACAGGCGUUGUCGGGUUGGCGGAAUCAUCUACCAACCCAGUCCUAGGGCAGGGGAUUGACCCCCGCCUUCUGUCCCUCACACCGUCCGAGGGCAAUCAGGAGUCCGACUGGUGGUCCUCGGUGUGA